Aedes albopictus (Asian tiger mosquito) is the source of this 743-nucleotide messenger RNA. RefSeq lists its product as uncharacterized. The transcript is spliced from 2 exons. The record is from RefSeq and is a predicted model, not a curated record. Lineage: Eukaryota; Metazoa; Arthropoda; Insecta; Diptera; Culicidae. Bases 108 to 257 code for a protein of 49 amino acids.
CGUGUGGUUCGUCAGGCAUCAUUUCUACUGUGGAUCUAGUAGUGGAUUAUUUCUCAUUUGUUGAAAUUGGUUCUUCCUUACCUGGAAGCAAAAAGAUAUUGGUGUCAAUGUUAUUGGUAAAGUCAGACUCAGCGUUGAAAUUCAUUCCGUCUGUAAGGCUGAUCAACAACCUUAGCCUUCGCAAAGGUAGCCGUACAGGAAACUCAGGCAACCCGCUGGAAUUUCAAGUGCUCACCCAGAUUCAGUACGUGCCCUGAACAGACGGAACCGCUAGAAGUCCACCGUUUCGAUCGGAAAACCUGAACCGCUAGCAAAUUGAGAACCACAACCAAACCACAACACCACAAAUUCGACAAUAUGGUGCAAGAGUCCAAGUUCCGAACCAUGGGCAACGGCAGCAACAACGGCUCAUCAUCAUCGAUGUACCGUCAGCCAGAGAAAUCAUCGGCCAAUUUCGGUAGUAGCAUUCAAAAGAUGAAAAUGACCAACAACAGUGGGUCCACAUUCGGCAGUGCGAAAAGCAAUGACCCAGGCAAAACGGCGACCAAUCCGGCCGUCUGGGGUCAGUUCAAAAGUCGCGACCAGUUCGUUAGUAUGCAUUUUUCGUAGACGCAGCCUGGUUCGUUUCGUGCAGCGCAACGAUUUGAACAGGUUGAUGAGGAAAAGCAUUCCUGAUAAGGGUUGAGAGUUAGUUUUUAAAUCAAAAAGAUAUUUAAAUAUUCAAAAUUGAUUUCGAAAGGCAA